CUUAUCUAGCUUGUUUGUUGACAUCAACCAUGAAAAGAACUGUUCUAAGUCCUCUUCAAAUCAUUUAUUGACGUUACCAUUUCAAUAGAGGACACCAUGUAACUUUCUUCGGAAUACUACUGGUCAUCCCUCACCCAAGUUUUCUUGACUUCACCGCUUUAAAUAUCUCAAGAGACUUCAUCGGCCAUGUAAAAUCUCCCACUCUUCAAAAUUGCUUCCUCAAUCUGCAACUCUAAACCCUUUCUUCGACUUCUUUUUCUUCUUUUCAUCGAAGAAUGUACAUUACUCCUUCGGUCAUGUCGCUAUUGCUAGUAGUUACCAUCUUGGCAUGUGCUUUUGAUCGAGCAACAUGCUUGAAAUUCAGUUACCCCACCUUUAAAGAAGCAGAUGAGAACCAUUUCAUCAAGGAAAAAUCCUAUAUAGUUCUCAAUGCCCUCCAAGUGACUGCAGAUGUAAGUGGAGCUCCCAUCUCAAACUUGUCCGGCCGCAUAUUUUACAAAGACCCAUUCAAGCUGUGGAAGAAAAAGGGAGUCACCGCAUCUUUUAAUUCCACUUUUGUGCUCAAAAUAACUCCACAGACUGUUCCGGGUGGUGAAGGUCUUGCCUUCCUUAUAACCGGAAAAACGGGUCUUCCAGACAACAGUGACGGAAGAUGGCUUGGUAUCGUCAACUCGAGCACAGACGGAGACUCUCAGAACCAGGUUGUAGCCAUAGAAUUCGACAGCCGGAAGAGCUAUGCAGAAGAUGGUGAUGAUAACCACGUGGGAUUGGACGUGAAUGGUAUUUUCUCAAUCAAACAAGAGCCUCUGGCUAAUUACGGCGUCAAUCUUUCAGCAGCUAUCAAUAUAACAGCCAGAGUGGAAUAUGACGGGAAGAAUAUCUCGUUGUUCGUCCCCCUGAGCAAUGAAACAGGAGACAACAUGAAGAAUCCAGUUAUUUCUUACACUAUCGAUCUUUCCGAGUAUCUCCCACAGGAUGUGUACCUAGGAUUCUCCGCUUCAACAAGCAACUACACAGAGUUGAACUGCAUAAGGUCUUGGUUCUUUGAGGGUUCAAAGUUAGACGAAGAUCCUAAACUGUUGUGGGUUUGGAUUUCAGUUCCAACUGUACUUGUGUUGUGUGCUCUAAUUUAUCUCCUGUAUAGGAUAAGAACAGGCAAAAAGGGUCUAGUGGAAGACACUUACCCGACAAUAGAAGACCAGAUCAAGGGCUCAUCCACGGCUCCACGGAAGUUCUGGUUCAAGGAUCUCAAGAAAGCAACAGGCAACUUCAAGAACAAGCUCGGACAGGGGGGCUUUGGAACGGUUUAUAAAGGGUGCAUAAUGGAUAAAGAGGUAGCCGUCAAAAGGGUUUCUCAGGAUUCACGUCAAGGCAAGCAAGAAUUCCUAGCCGAAAUCACGACCAUCGGCAGCCUCCAUCACCGGAAUCUAGUGAAAUUGAUUGGAUGGUGCUACGAGCGCCGCGAGCUCCUCCUUGUGUACGAAUACAUGCCGAAUAGUAGCCUAGACAAGUACAUAUACUGCCAUGAGAAGUUAAUAGCCAGUGGACCAACCCUGAAUUGGCAGAGAAGGUACAACAUUAUAUCUGGAGUAGCUAAAGCACUUGAUUAUCUCCAUAAUGGGUGCGAGAAGAGGGUGCUUCACCGGGACAUCAAAGCGAGCAACAUCAUGUUGGAUUUGGAGUUCAAUGCUCGGCUCGGGGACUUCGGGUUGGCGCGCACCAUCCAACAGACUGAACAGACACACCACUCAACCAAAGAAAUUGCCGGAACCUGGGGUUACAUGGCUCCCGAAAGCUUUCUUACAGGAAGGGCAACCGUGGAAACAGACAUUUAUGCAUUUGGCGUCCUCAUGCUUCAAGUUUUCUGUGGAAGAAAACCAGGCGAUCAGAAUGAGGAAACCAGUAUUGUGUCCUGGGUAUGGGAAUUGCAUAGGAGGGUAAGGAUCUUAAGUGCAGCGGAUUCCAGGAUGAGUGGAGAAUUUGGAGACAGAGAAAUGGAGGACAUGCUUGUCCUGGGGUUGGCCUGUUGCCACCCGAAUCCGUACUGCAGGCCCUCCAUGAGAAUCGUAUUGCAGGUGAUGACUGGGGAAGUAGCUCCGCCAAUUGUGCCGCUGGAAAGGCCAGCUUUCAUCUGGCCAUCAAUGCCUCCAUCUUUUAGAGAGGACUUAGAUUGCUCCAAUGCCGAAGGCCAAAUAACUCUCAUAACAGAACUUUGCGGGAGAUAAUUGUGCAAAGCGGCAGAAUCUGCAAACCUAUGCUUUUCAUCAGCUCCUAUUUGCCAUUUUAGUGCCUGAAUGUGAACAAUCUUAUAGUACAUUCAAGAUAUUUGCAUACUAGAGGUUCUUGUUUUUUUUUUUCCUGAUAUGACCGAGGAGGAACCUGCGCCAUCUUUGCUUAUGCUGGUUGCAGCGGGUAAACUCCCCACGUGUACACUAAAGUUAGUUUUCUUUUAAUAAAAAUAGUACGUCCUGUUCAAGCCAAAAAGGACACAAAGCAUUUUGUGUUUUUAGAA
Molecule: messenger RNA, 2512 nt
Organism: Syzygium oleosum
Lineage: Eukaryota; Viridiplantae; Streptophyta; Magnoliopsida; Myrtales; Myrtaceae
Product: probable L-type lectin-domain containing receptor kinase S.5
Exons: 1
Coding region: 276-2225 (649 amino acids)
Biological process (GO): protein phosphorylation
Cellular component (GO): plasma membrane
Molecular function (GO): carbohydrate binding; protein kinase activity; ATP binding
Source: RefSeq, a predicted model, not a curated record